GAGGUGGAGGAGGUGGAGGAUAAGAAAAAGAAAAGAAAGAAAAUUUCGGAGACAAAAUGGACAUGAGCAGCGAGUCGAGUGCGGCUAGGUGGUACGAACCACCUCGGACGUCCCUGGAGCCGCCCUCGGCGGCGGCCGCCGGGGUGGCCGGAGUCGUGGGCAAUCCCACCGACUACAGGGGUUACUACCCCCAUGCCGGACCCACCGCCCACCACCCCGCCGCCGCGGCGGCGCACUACGCCCACACGAGAAUGUCGAGCAGCGGUGUGACGAGCGGUCCGGUGAGCCAAGUCUGUCGGCCGCACUUUCACAGUUCUGUACUCCAUCCCUGGCUAUCCGGGAGCGGGGCAGACACGUCCAAAACACCAUGGGGUUUUCCAACGACAACGGCAUCGACCGGUGGAACGGUGAGCGACGACAAGCCGCAGAGUCCACUGGGUUCCUCUCUACCACCCACCACGGGGAGUUUGUCGAGUCACGGGGCAGGCGGUGGAGCGCAUCAUCUUUUCUCGUUUCCCCCAACGCCACCAAAGGACGCUACGCCGGACAGUAUAACGGCGAGUACGACUUCUAGCUCGAACAACAACACGACGAACAACAGCGGGAGCGGGAGCAACGGCAAUAACAACGGAAGCGCAGCGAACUCUUUGUCCGGACUAGGAGGCGGUGGUAGCAGCGAGUACCAAGCAGCCGUGGCCCACGCAGCGGUGAUGGGCGCGUUUAUGCAUCAUCAAGACGCGUUGGGAGCCAGCGGUGCGGGUAGUUGCGACGUGAAACCUACGGUGAUGCUCGGACAUCAUCACGGGGCACCUUCGCCGCCUCAUCAGCAGCACGGUGGAAACGCGGGGAACAACGGAGCUAGCAGCAACAACUCGGCGGCCAGCUCGGGACAGGUGAAACAACGCGAAGGUAAUAACCAAUCGGGGAGCAGCCAGCAAGCGAACGGUGGUCAACAGCAGCAACAGCAGGCGCAGCAGCAGCAGCAGGACGCGUAUCAGAGCAACACCGGGGGCAGCUCGCCCUGCGGCAGGGACAGCUAUGCCGCCGCCGCUGCGGCCGCUGCGGCAGCCGCGGUCGCCGCAGCCGCCGUCUCCAACAGUCACCACGUGGCAGCAGCCUCGGCCUCGGCUCAGUAUGACCCGGCGACGAGCGCCUACAACAUGUAUCAACAUUUGCAGUACCCCAAUGCUGCCCACCACCAUCACCAUCAUCAUCAUCAUCAUUUGAGUGGUGGUGGGGGUGCUGGGGGAGGCGGCGGCUCCGGCGGCACGGCCACGUCCUCCUCCUCGUCGUCCUCCGCGUCGUCCCACAAUCCGCACAACAACAACAACAACAACAACAAUAACAACAACAACAACAACAACAACAACAACAACGGCAACUCAGGCACGACGGUCGGCGCUCUUUUCGCCGCGGCGGCGCAUCACGGCGCCGGUAACGCCAAUUCCGGUGUCCCCGGCGUCGUGAGCCCUGCCGAUUCCAAGCUCCUUUCGGCUCACGCGAGCAACGCGCACGCCAACAAUCCGGGCUCGCCCGGCGCGCAUCAGCAUCAUCAGCAAAAGCCCAGGAACAAGUCGAGGACGUCCGCCGAGGGUCGUGAGUGCGUUAAUUGCGGUGCGACUUCGACGCCUCUGUGGAGACGAGACGGUACCGGACAUUACCUCUGCAAUGCUUGUGGACUUUACUACAAGAUGAACGGCCAGAAUCGACCGCUCAUCAAACCCAAACGCCGCCUUUCGCUGCAGAGUGCGGCGAGACGGGCGGGCACCAGCUGCGCGAACUGCAAAACCGCAACUACGACGCUUUGGCGAAGGAAUCAAGCCGGUGAGCCAGUUUGCAACGCUUGCGGUCUCUACUACAAGCUUCACAAUGUGAAUCGGCCAUUGACAAUGAAGAAGGAAGGAAUACAAACGAGAAAUCGAAAACUGUCGUCAAAGAGUAAGAAGAAGAAGGCAGGUGGAUGUCUCGGUCUUGGUGGUGUUAUGGGUGAUAUGAUCAAGGCCAGCGGACAUCUCGACCUUGACAACAAACCUUUCCAUUCAGGAUUUGGAUCACCGAUGGGUACGUCGCAGCAUCAUCACACGAUGCAUCCGGCGAUGCAACAUUACAUGUACCACACGGGCGUCGGCGUGGCCGGAGGUCUUCAUCAAGGAUUUGCGCCACCGGCGCCGCCCCCCAUCCACCCCCACUCGCACUCGCAUUCCCAUUCUCAUCACAUGACGAGUCUUCAGGGUCUUCAGUUGGCCGCCACGACGAACGCGAUGACCGGUUGGCGAUCGGAGUAUACAUGAAUCGCGAGUGAUUAGCAGCUCAGGACGCAACCCACCACCACCACCACCACCACCACCACCACCACCACCACCACCACCACCACUACCACCAACACCGCCACAACCACUCUCGUUGUUGAAACAUAAAUUCCUUCCUCCCUUAUCCCUUUUCUUCUUUUCUUUCUGUCAUACGCAAUUUAUAUAUCUCUAUCUCUCUUUCUCUCUCUUUCUUUCUCUCUGUCUCUUUCUCUCUUUCUUUCUCUCUCUCUCUCUCUCUCUCUCUCUCUCUCUCUCUCUUUCUGUCUUUCUCCUCGAGCCUUUUUCCUUUUAUCCUUCGUCCGAUCGAAGAGAGUAAAUGGACGGUAAAAAGGCAAGAAAAUAGUUGGACAUCCCUUUGGCUCGGCUUUUCUCUGGGAUCUGUCGUUUUCCUUGUGAUCGAUCGUAUGAAAAAAAAAAAAAGAAAAAAAGAAAAAAAGAAAAAAAAAGGAGCGCGCCAGAAAAUCCGCUGGUAAAAAGAUUGAACGAAAGAAAGAAAGAAAGAAAGAAAGAAAGAAAGAACGAAUGAAAGAAAGAUAGAAGAGAAAAAUAAAGGAAAAAGAGAAAAUGAAAAAGGUAACGCUUUGUAAAUAUGUAAAAUUUUCAUGUUAGGGCCUACGAGCCCCGGCCCCAAGUACAAACGAAGUCAGCUAUAUAUAUAAAUAUAUAUAUAUAUAUAUAUAUAUAUAUAUAUAUAUAUUACUAUAAUCGAGUCGUAUAUGUAUGAUAAUAACGAAACACACAAUAUCUAUUUCUGUAAAUAACGUUAUUAUAAAUAAUUGAGAAUUUCUAUUUGCGUGUGCGUGCGUGUAUGUGGAUUGUGUGUGUGUAUAUAUAUAUAUAUAUAUAUACACACAUAUAUAUACACAUAUAUAGAUAUAUACAUAUAUGUAUACACAUAUAUAUAUAUACAUAUAUACGAGAGGAAGUAAGUACGUCAAAGAGGAGAGAUGCGUUCUUCUUGUUUUCUUUUUUUUUCUUUUUCUAGGAGUUCCGAUGAUGAUGAUGAUGAUUAUUAUUAUUAUUAUUAUUAUUAUUAUUAUUAUUAUUAUUAUUAUUAUUAUUAUUAUUAUUUUAUUAUAAUUAUUAUCAUAAUUAUUAUUAUUACUAGGAUUUAAAGGGGGAGUGCUUGCGAUUCGAGGAGAACAGGUAUAGUCCUCGUUCGAUUUUUUUUCGAUAAGAUCGAACGAUAUCGUGCAAUUUACACACAAGAACGAAAAAAAAAAAGAGACAUUUUAUUAAUGAUUACAUAAAUAAACGGACGGAGAGAUCGGACGAUUGGUUUUCAAUGAACGACGGGAAAUCGACGACGUGUCCGUACUACGUGAUUUUAUUUGUUCUUCCUUUCUUUUUUUUUUUUUUUUUUAAUUUUUCUUAUCUUGUUUUUGUCUUUUCUUCUUUAUUUAUCUUGUUAUUUCUUCUACGAGUUUCUCAAUGAAUCUAGGACGAAUGUUGUCGCAUAUAUUUAUUAUCUCACGAGAGGUAAAAAAGAAAAUACAAACAAACAAACAAAUAAACAAGGAUAAAUGAAUUUGUUGAUAUCGCUAUAUGUUAUUUAUUAAUAACACAUGGAUUCUCUCGAGUACGGCUACGCGUUGACGAUCGUCGAUAAAAUUUCAGGAAACAAAUUAAAGAGAA
Vespula pensylvanica (western yellowjacket) is the source of this 3944-nucleotide messenger RNA. RefSeq names its product GATA-binding factor C-like. Gene Ontology annotation, molecular function: DNA-binding transcription factor activity, RNA polymerase II-specific; zinc ion binding; RNA polymerase II cis-regulatory region sequence-specific DNA binding. Gene Ontology annotation, biological process: positive regulation of transcription by RNA polymerase II; negative regulation of transcription by RNA polymerase II; cell fate commitment. The transcript has 7 exons. The record is from RefSeq and is a predicted model, not a curated record. The coding region runs from base 57 to 2291 and encodes 744 amino acids. Lineage: Eukaryota; Metazoa; Arthropoda; Insecta; Hymenoptera; Vespidae.